GGACAAGCGGGAACGGGAAUUGCCCGAGCGUGACUUCGUGCUGUGAUCGGCCCCACGAAUUGCCCGAGCCCUCGAUUCCUUUCCCCUAUUCGCCGGAAGCCGGGAGUCCAGCCAGCAAUGGCGUCGCUGAUUCGGUCGAUCCUCCACUUCUUCGUAGCCACGCUGCAGCUGCCGCCGCCGCCGCAGCAGCUUCCGGCUGUCGCCGACGAUCUGCUGGAGGAGAUCUUCCUCCGGAUCGGCUCCUUUGCCGACCUUGCCCGCGCCUCCACCGCGUGCGCCACCUUCCGCCGUCUCAUCGCGAACCGUUCCUUCCUCCGCCGCUACCGCUCGCUCCACCCGCCUCUCCUCCUCGGCUUCCUCUACGCCGAACCCGCAGAAUUCCAACGGGCUGAGGCUCCCCACCCCAACGCUCCUGCCGCCCACGUUCUCGCCUGCGCCGCCGGCUUCUCCUUCGACUACCUCCCUCUCGGUACAUGGGGCCGCUGGGAUCCCUGCGACGUCCGCGACGGCCGCGUCCUCCUCAAGAGCAUCCCUGCGGGCUAUACAGGGGUCGUCCUCGCGGACCUCGCGGUGUGCGACCCCGUGUCCCAGGAAUACCUGCUGCUGCCUCCCAUACCCGACGACCUACUCGCCUCCGUCCAGGUCCAGGAACAAAAUCUCCAAUGUUUCGAGCCCUUCCUUGUCCCUUCUGGAGACGACGAGGAUGAGACAUCAUUCGAAGUGAUGGGCAGGACGUAUUGCGCAACAAAGACGGUGAUUUUUGUCUUCUCGAGAUGCUCUGAUAGCUGGAUUGUUGGCACAUCUACCAGCUGGGAUGCUCUUAGCUUGAACUUAAUACCAGGAGACCAAGGUGAGACCUAUCAUUAUGCGUAUGGCUGCUUCUUCUGGAGACUGGGACGUGGAAACAAGUUGCUCAAGCUUGCCAUGAACAAGAUGGAGUUCUCCAUUGGUGACCUCCCGCCUGUUCACAAUGAGGGGCGCAUUGUUGUUGCGGAGGCAGGGGAUGGCAGACUUGCGAUGUUUAGUCAGACUUAUCCAGGCGCAUCUGUGUAUUAUUUCACCAGUAUGCAAAAUGAGGGCGAGGGGGCAUAUGAGUGGCAGAUGGAGAGUAUGAUUCCUCUGCCCUCCAAUUAUAAGUGUUCCAUCAAAGGUGCAGCUGAAGGAUACAUUUUCCUAGUAGGCACUUCGAAAGGCCGAGAUACCUUACGUGCAGUGUGUUUCUCACUUGAGAUUAAGACUUUGAAGAUUGAGAGGGUCAGUAGGAUAAGGUACGGAUAUUGUUACUUCUAUCCGUAUUUUGGGUUCCCCCCGUCCAUGUCACCGAGAAGGAUAUGAAGUGGAUCCUAGCAGGAUUUUUUUCUCUUUAGUUUUUCUAAGACAGCAAUGCAGCAAUGGAAUGGUAGCAUAGUUUUAAAGUAUAUCCUAUCCUUAUGACCUUGUUGAAGAAAUGAUUAGUCUGGGUAAUUUCGGGCUGCUAUCCAUUCACUCCCCGCCUGCCAUGCUUAUGCAAGUUUCCCAAACAUUGACUAAAGCAUCAAUAUGCCAAGGAGUAGGGCUGUUUGGCUUAGGUUUAUGGAAUUUCACCCUUUUCAGUGCUUGUUUAUGUAACUGUGAUUGUGGCUAGCCUGCUUGCUUUAUGAAAUCACUAAUUAUCUCAUGAUCCAUAAGCGCUUAUGAGCUGAAUGGUAUUAGUUUGUACCAAACAGCAUUGUGGACUUGCAUAUAUAUGGCUUAUUGACCAUAUUUUCGUAAGCUACUGGCUUAUGAGAUAAGCCUAAACUUAGCUGAAAAGAGCUUUGGUAAAUUGGUUAUAAUGGGCUUAAAGUCUAUUGCUUCGCAGGCAUGUGCCUUGACUCUGAUCUUGUUCAUGUUCCCAGUCUAGCUACUGUCAAUGGUUUACUUUUGUGCGUGCUGUUAGUAAUUUAGUUUUGUGACAUCCAAUCCAUCCUUAGGUGCUGGACUGAGAAUUACUUAUAUAAGGUAAUAGGAAACAGAGGGGUAGCACUUAUUCACAAGGAUUUUUAACAAAGAUAAGUCUUAUAGCUAGUUUAGUCGUGCCAAAGGAAUUGAUAUUUCAUUCCAUUAUCUCAUUUUGUCAUUCUCAUGAUCGUGAAAUAGCUUCAUCUUUGUGUUCAAGCAUAUUAGGAUCAAUUGAAUUACUUUAUAUCUAUGGGAAAAGGGACUGAUUGUCAAUCAACAGCAUUCGGCCAAGGAACUUGAUCCCAGAAAAAAGAUUGGGCACUCAUGCCAAGUCGAUGCUAGCAUGUACUUGUUUUAGUUUUGUGGGGAACUCUUCCCUCCAAAUAAUCUUUGUGGUGGUAGUGUUAGAUAUUUUGAUUUAUAAUUAAUAAAGGUACUGUAUAGUUAAGAACAAGCAUUAUAUCGUUCCUUUUCAACAUGGAUAGAGCUAAAAUGACAAGUAAAUUGGACCAGAGAUUAUAAUACAUAAAGCUAGGGUUGACUGCAAAAGUAAAUCUGUUGGAGCUACAUUGUUUUUUAAAUUUUGUUUUAUUUCAUAACUGCAAACUGAUGAUGUCAAUGUUUAUUCAUACUACAUUAUGCUUACUGUAAUAAUAGGUUACAUGUCUGCGAGCAAAAAUAGUUCU
This is a messenger RNA of Phragmites australis (common reed), 2606 nucleotides long. RefSeq lists its product as uncharacterized. Gene Ontology annotation, molecular function: protein binding. The transcript is spliced from 2 exons. Bases 118 to 1335 code for a protein of 405 amino acids. The record is from RefSeq and is a predicted model, not a curated record. NCBI's taxonomy places the organism in Eukaryota, Viridiplantae, Streptophyta, Magnoliopsida, Poales, Poaceae.